ACAAUGCACCACUGCUGUCAUCAGGAAGUGAGGCCAACCCAGCACGUCAACAGUUGCUCAACUGUCAAGUUCCACAUGUAAAGUUUUAACAUCUGCGAGUAGUCAUGGCAGGUAACACCAAACGCCGGAGCGAAUCUGUCGUUAUACGAAGCCUAAGACGGUUAAAGGAGUUUUAUUGGCCUCCCGGCCAGAGUGAAGCCGUUUUGGACCACGGAGAGGAAGAACCCGGUUUUUUGGAUUGUUUACCGGUGGAUGUGCAGUUCCAUAUCAUGACCUUGUUGUCAUCUGUGGACAUCUGUCGCCUGGGAGCAACCAGCCGCUACUGGAGGGCCUUGGUCUGAGACCCGCUGCUGUGGAGGUUCUUCCUCCUCAGGGACAUGCCCCACUGGUCCUCCAUCGAUCACUUAACGAUGCCGCGAUUGGAGGCACCGGUCGUGGGUGACGAUGCAGAAGAGGGCGACUAUGACAGGAUGGACACAAAAGUCGACUACAUGGCGGAGUACCUGAAAGGAUGCCCGUCGUGCAGAAAGAGGUGGCUUCCUUCGUGGCCACCAUACAGAAUAUUGACGGCCUUCCUGCAGUCUCUGGUGCCCUCAGCUGAGCCGCGUUACGCUAUGUUCGGGCCUGGCAUGGAGCAGUUGGAUGUCUCUAUCGUCACCAGGCUCAUGCACGCCUCUGAUGUUCUCCCGGUGUCAGUCAUCCCAAACAGUCAGGUGAACGGACCUUCGGUGAUCGGCUCUGGCAUCAGUUACAUGUUCAACAACCAACACAAAUUCAACAUCUUUACUCUUUACUCGACAAACAAGGCUGAGCGGGACCGCGCCAAGGAAAAGAAGCUGUACAUGAGUGGAAAACUCUUCUCUCUAGUGGGAAGCGAUGACUCCGGGCGUCCAGUCUACUCACCGGCCCAACAGGUGCAGCAAGUGUGCCAGGUCGUGGAAGGGGUCAUCUAUGUGGCUAACGCCGAACCGGGCAGAGGUGAGGGGGAAUCUGAGGGGUCUCAGAUCAAGGCCGUGCUGAGCUCCAAAUCCAAACCCCUACUGGUGCUCUCGUGCAUCUCCAGAGAGGAAAGUCAAUCAGUUGGACCCGGCAGCCUGCGAACCAGGCGUCGAACCCCCUGUGUUGACAUGGCGAAGAGACUCGGCCUGCCGCAAUUGCUGAAUCCCUGGAUGGUGCAGGAUACGGUUGCGGAAUCCCUGUCGGGUCUUCUGGAUGGCAUCUCUUGGUUGCUGAGAUCCUCGGGUGUCAAAGUGUAAAGUUGUACGGUAGCUAGCAUAAACCCAGCCAUGGAUGUCAAAUACGUUAGGCACAAAAGGAAUUGAGUAGUUAUAAGCAUAAACACAUGAGAAGUAUUUUUGAAAACUCUGUUUAACUGGUUUGUUACAACAGUUAAUACAGUCGCAUUUAUUGAAACAAA
Syngnathoides biaculeatus (alligator pipefish) is the source of this 1417-nucleotide messenger RNA. RefSeq names its product F-box protein 4 (gene fbxo4). Gene Ontology annotation, molecular function: protein binding. The record is from RefSeq and is a predicted model, not a curated record. NCBI's taxonomy places the organism in Eukaryota, Metazoa, Chordata, Actinopteri, Syngnathiformes, Syngnathidae. Gene Ontology annotation, biological process: protein polyubiquitination; SCF-dependent proteasomal ubiquitin-dependent protein catabolic process. Gene Ontology annotation, cellular component: SCF ubiquitin ligase complex. The transcript has 7 exons.